AUGACGAAAAGUCAUUGUUUCUGCGCUAUCUGCGGUGCCCCAACCGGACGUCUGGAAUGGAAUGCCUCAAGUGCUGAUACCUACUCUCCUCAUCUCGUUAAACCGAGUACGGUAGAAUGGCUGGCAGACGUCGGGCUCAUCAUCUACAACACGAAAGGCGGGCUGCCAACGAUGUCUCUGUCUUACGAGCAUGAAGACGCACGUCAUUCCCGCCUCACGGAAGGGACAACGGAUCGCUUCAAGAAUACCCGCAAACUACCUGUCGAGGACGAUAAAACUUAUGAUGCCAUUCCGAUUGCUCGACUUCAGAACGGCGGAUUCUGGAAUGCCAAGAAGGGAUCCGAGUAUGCUGUUUUGUCACCAGAUAAAAUCGAAGAUGUCGACAAGUUGGUGGGCAAAUUGAUCGAGCUUGCAAAGGUCGGGUGGCCCUCUUCAGAAUCGCAACCACUCACUCCAGAGUUGUUAAAGCAUCACAGAACCUGGCUGGAAAAGUUCAAUGACGAUCUGCCCUGGGCCAAAAAGUUUCUCUAUCGCCCGAUCAACGGUGUCAACUGGGAGCGCCUCUACAAAACUUUCAAGAAUAGUGAAUACGGCCGCGCUGAGUGGAACAUGCCAGCUAUUCCGGCUCUCCAGAACAGAGCGCGUAUCUGGAAGAUUUGCAACAAGAUCAUGGAGGAGCACAUGCCGCAUUUGGAGGCGCGUCGCGAUCAGAACGAUGUACACCGAAAAUCAGUUAUAGCUCAGAACGGGGAUGGAAACAACAAACUUCCGCCUGAGUUGUACGAUGCAACACCAGCGGCAAAAUGGGAGAAUGCGAACUUCACCUACUACGGCAGCCUCGCAGAGUGCGAACCCGUCAUAACAGCACAUUGGUCCGGGGGUUCGGACUCCACCCUGGGCAGGCUCGGAGUGACAAUGUCGGAAGACCGAGACCAAAAGGAAAAGAUUAUGGGCCCACAUGCUGUUCCCUUCGACUCCCCUAUCAACAAUGGACGUCAUUACAACAAUGGACGUUACUUUCGCACCGAAUGUUUUGCAAUACCCAAGGGCACCUGGAUAAGAGAAGUUGUCGUGUACACGAAACUGACUAUACCGUACGAGGAAGGAUACAGUCAUAAGACCAAAAUCAAGGGUCUGAAAUUGGUUCUCACCAACGGACAGUCAGCUGAACUGGGUCGAUGUCAUAGCUUUACCCCAGAAGUCUACAAAGCCCCUCCUGGCCACUUCAUGGCUGGCGUCUCACCCAUCAGCAAAACUCCUCCUGGGAGCCAUGCCCGGUUUGUCGACCGUGGCUGCACUCCCCCGAAACCCAUCCCAGGACUGCAGGCGUACAUCGAUGUGGAGAAACGUCCCAAUCAUUUGGCCUUGGAGCCAAAUGCACAACCUGCUAUGCAGCAUCUCAUCCUUGCAAAACGCGAGUUCGACCUGGACUGCUUAGAGUCUUUCGGUGUAGACACUCACCUGGGAGGCUUCGAGCUUAAUCUAUACGGAUUAAAGAGAAUCGUUAUAGGACCCCGCAGAAGGACUAUGAAGUACCUCGCCUUUGAGGGCAAGACUGAUAAGGACGACUGGAUCAUCGGGUGCUGGGUACACAAGUCCAAUGGUAAGCCCGUUGGGCUCCGCUUCUUCACUCGCAAAGGCCGUCAGUUAAUUGCGGGAGAACCUGGAACGGAUGGCGAACCCCAUCUGAUAGGAAACGAGCUUGAGAGAUGGGCACCAGCGAAAAGCUUCAUUAGUGAACUAUCUGCUGCGUGGUCCUAUACCGAGUCCGGAAAGCCCCAGAUGACUGCCUUUGGAGCUGCUCUUGGCAACGACCUACCAAACAGUUGCCUGGUUGAAAACCUUGUACCAUCUAGCUGUGUGGAGUUGAACCUCGCAGAUGGUCCCGAAAAGGAUGUUUAUCUCGACUCGACCUCCUCACCACUGUGUAUACCCCAUAUUGUCAAUAGCCGGGGACCCCAAACCGUGUUCGGGAGGGAACGGAGUUCCUAUGAACUCUUUCAUCGCAAUGGACGCAGAAGGUCCGAUCGCAGGAUCGUGUCGUAUCUUGAUCUCUCGGGACCUAUAAGGACGGUCAAGGCAACCUUUUGUCAUACGCCAAAGUCCGGACAACUUCCCCUCGUCGCCAUGUUUGUCGAUCGCAAAAACCACCCCAGAGAAAAGCGCGAUAGGCACGGGACAACGAAACUUGGGGAAUCAUCGUUUGGACCGACUCUUUUCGAUAAGGAGGAACUGUGCGAAUGCAAGAACUUCCCUGAACUAUAUGAUCCGCAAACCACAGAUUGCGUCCACUACUCUGAAACAGAAUGGAAUUUUGGCGGACGAGAAAUCCAGAGUAUUCGUAUUUGGCUCACUGAUGAUAAUAUCUUGGCUGGUUUGCAAUCUGUUGCAGUGGGCGACCAGAAGGGUCCUGUGUGGGCUACGGGUUUGAAGGAUAAAGGAACCAAGUUUGUCCAGGUCAACAGGUUGCCCAGUCCUGAGAGAAAAGAAGCGGGACUCGUGUUGUUUCUUGAUUCCAACGAAAGUCCUUCUGCUUACGAUGACAUUGUUGUCGUUGGUAUUAGACCUAUUGGCUUCUCAGUCGAUGCGCCUUUGAUACGACGUGAUAACUGA
Fusarium coffeatum is the source of this 2613-nucleotide messenger RNA. RefSeq lists its product as uncharacterized. The record is from RefSeq and is a predicted model, not a curated record. Bases 1 to 2613 code for a protein of 870 amino acids. NCBI's taxonomy places the organism in Eukaryota, Fungi, Ascomycota, Sordariomycetes, Hypocreales, Nectriaceae. The transcript has 4 exons.